CUCAAAAGCCGUGGGAAAACAACAAUGUAUCGGAAAAACAAGGACCACGCUUUCGAAAUAAGAUGAUAGAUUCAAAACAAGUAAAAAAAAUGAAAAUAACCACAUAACAAUGCAUGUGCCGGAGAUCUUUCUAUCAUCUGAUCUGACUCCUGAAUUCAAUGAGAUUGUAUUCGAAGUGAACAUUUCAUUGGACAAUGAAACCCGGAAUGCCACUGAUGCUCACGGGGAUGUCGGUGUUAACAACUGGUGGGCGCUUGUGGCUUCAAUGCUGGUUAUUGCAACGGCCACAGGGAACGUCUUAGUCUGCCUCGCCAUUUACUUGGAGAGGAGGUUACAAAACGUGACGAAUUAUUUUCUGAUGUCGCUCGCUAUAACAGAUUUACUUGUCGCCAUUUUGGUCAUGCCGCUCGGGAUUCUAACUUUAGUUCGAGGUCACUUUCCCUUGGCCGCCCCGUACUGCCUCACCUGGAUCUGUCUGGACGUCCUUCUAUGCACAGCGUCUAUCAUGCACCUUUGUACUAUCAGCGUUGAUCGAUACCUUUCGUUGCGUUAUCCGAUGAGGUUCGGGAGAAACAAGACUAGAAAAAGAGUCACAGUCAAGAUCGCCUUCGUUUGGAUUCUGUCCACGGCCAUGAGUCUUCCACUGAGUCUUAAGUAUUCCAAGAAUGCGCAAUCAGUCCUCAUCGGUGGCUCCUGUCAGGUCCCGGAUCCGCUUUACAAGGCCAUUGGUUCGAUAAUAUCCUUCUACAUACCUCUUGGAGUGAUGUUGCUGACAUAUGCACUGACAGUCCAGCUACUGGCCAGACAGAGGAAGGGAUUGGGUGCAGGAUGGGCUCCAGGCUGGCUGGGUGCGCCUACUAUGGGUCGCCGAUGCACGUGGCGAAGGAUCCUUGGUCCCAGGAGUGGUACACCUCAGCAUUCGGCGGCCUCCACUGAAACCGAACUACCGCCGAUCGACACCAGAGAUCUAUGGCUUCAGGAUUCGAGCGAGCCUGCCCCCUCAGCAAUGUCAGCACUCCAUCAGUUCGGGGCAGAAAUGUUGCGUCUCUCUCGAGGCUUGGAAGCUUCCGCGGCGGCUAAACCGCAGUUUCGAGGGACAAACAUCUCCGAAAGAGGCGGAAUGCUGACGCCUGGUUCAUUAAGUGUAUCUUCGAGUUCUCCAUCUUCAAUGCUGCAAGAUCGACGAAGACCAUCAUCUUCGGGUGACCCGACACCCGUUCAUCGACCUAGAAGUGCCUCGGACGACGAGAGCAACGACGGUCUAUUAGCACCAUCCAAUCUUACUGCUAAAUCCAGAAGUUCCGAAGAUGGUCUUCUUUUACCACCUCCCUGCACCUGUCCCUAUUUUGGCUCAGAUUCAACACCUCCUCGACGUACCACUGAAGUAAUAAUCGUACCUGGUGGCGAUAUAAACGGUUGCAAUGGAUUUCCAAAAAACGGUAAUAUGAGAGAUGAACCAUCCACCCCAAUAUUCCGACGGUCAAGUAGAGGCGCGUCAUCAAUGGUAACUUGGGACGAAGCGAGAAGAUUUCGAAGGGGCUCUAGCUUUGGUGGCGCAAGAACAACUUUGUCCACUCCAGUGCGCAGUAUUCGAACUCAGAGAUCGAUGCGAUCUCAGCCUAACACGACUCAUCAGCGGCAAACACCACGAACGCAUCAUUCUAGAAAUUCCAGUGUAAUUUCUAGAAAUUCUUCUCGUCACGGGAGAAUAUUGCGUUUAGAGCAAAAAGCCACAAAAGUAUUAGGCGUUGUUUUUUUUACGUUCGUCGUUCUCUGGGCUCCGUUUUUCAUCCUUAACAUGGUACCGGCUGUAUGUCCCGACUGCGAAGGGAAAAUCGCUCAUUGGGUAUUCGAUUUUGCACUAUGGCUAGGCUAUGCGAGCUCAAUGGUGAAUCCAAUAUUUUAUACGAUCUUCAAUAAAGUGUUCAGGCAGGCCUUCAAAAAGGUAUUAAGGUGUCAAUAUUGUAAAUACAGGAGAUAGCAAGCGCCUUGGGAGCGCGUCCGUCCGACCUCUGAUCCGGGUAUUGGCGCUCUCUCAGUCAAUAAAAAUAUAAGGCCACGGUUCGCUUGAGCUGGAAGAUGAGCUAUACGACUCUUAGUUCUCUUAUUGCGUGUAAAUAUGCCACAAACUGGUCUACCGUAUUAAUUUCAAUCACUUAUGUCAACCACUUUCCCUAAUGUGUCGCACAAAUAAUAAUAUUUACCCACCUCCUGAACUCGUUACUAUGUAUGUAUAAAUUAUUAUGUAGAACUAAAAGAUUAUGUGUACUAUAUCUAGUAAUUUGAACGUAAUUACGGAAAGAUAUAAUCUAGAAUAGCUUGUAAACAAUGUUGUUAGCGCUAUCGAUUUAAUUAAGGGGAAAAACGAAAGCUUUGUGCUUAGUGAUUUUUAUCAGAACUAAUUUUAAGACUGAUUUCUUUGUUAAAUACUUUUAGGAAACUGUGGUUGUUUUGUAUUUCUGGUCGAACAAAUACUUUUAAUGUCUGAAUGAAUCUCACAUCAUUUAAUUUUUAAUUGACUAGUGCUGUAAUUGUAGGUUAGCGUUAUUGCGAAUUAUCAGAACUCAAAUGACCAUGGAGUGGGAGUGGACCGGUAUUGCCUCCGUCGAACAGCUGUUCCGGCUGGCUGCUGAUAAAAAUGAAUAUAGAAAGCUAACGGCCAACCUUCCGGAUUGAAGAGGCACUGGAAGAACAAGAAGAAAUGACCAUAGUAAUUACUGAGCUCAAAGCAGUAAAUGAAAUAAAUUGAUUAAUAAUGUUUGAGAAGUGAAAUCAUAUAAGUUAUCGAAUUGGAACAAUUUCGAACAAUAUAUUAAAAAUAAAAAUUAACUUUCCAUUAUUUUUUUUAUAUUUCUAUCGCACACAAUGCAAAUCUACUAAAAAGUCAACUGGGUCGACCAUUGCCUUCUUCUUUUUGCUUUACAUUGAAGAUUCACGUAAGUUAAACUUUUUUUUUAUGUUUGAGAGAUUACUGGUGGCCCAGUGGCCUUUCCAGUUAUGAUAAUACUCAUAAUUUGGCUUACUAAAAUAAUUUCGUUUUCUACUUACCUCAUUUCAGUAUUUCAUUUCCAUUGCGGGCUUCGAUAUGGAAUAAUGCGUCAUUUAUGUAUUCGAUUACUCUUAAAACUACACAUAGAUCACAUUAUUAUUUAUGUGUUUAAUUUAUAUUUCAAUAAACAUACCAUUAUUUACUCUACACUUUAGUUGACUGGUAGACGAUGCGUUAGAAAUUAAAUCCGCCAAUUUAAAUAAAUACAUUAAGUGUAAUAAAAAAAUAAAUAAUUUAACGUAAUUUCAAACCUAGAGUGUAUUUUAAUUAACCCUUAUUAAUUUAAUAUUAAAUCCUUAUAUCGAUUAAUAUAUUUACAGGCUGACAAAAAAGCUGAAAACACUACAGUACAGUUCUAGCGGCAGCCUUUUUAUUUCCUCACAAUUCAAACUUGUAAGCCGUCCAUAAGAAACUAACAAAACUUUUAAUUGAAGUCAAGGAAUCAGUUUAAAAUGCCCCAUUUCUGUUGGAUAAUCAGACCUUGGUCAAGUUCAUUAUAAAUAUUAUACACACAGCCGCUGAAUCGAUAAUCGUAGCUAUCAGAACCAUAGGAGCUAUAAUAAUUCAAUUAUAAUAAUUGUCUUUGUACAUACACAGGACCGUCUGAAGGCUCAAAAAAAUUAUUAAAAUAGUAUGCUUGAAAUACCUUUGAAGGCUUUAAGACUUUCUCAAGCAAUUCACUCUUUCGCAAUAAAUAAUCGUAGGACUCUCAAGCUAAUGAAUUCACGCUUUAGUAAACAGCAUUAAUUCAUUUUCUUACAAAGGAAUAAAUAUUUUAAGCAUUAAAUCCUCUGAAAUUCACAUGAAUAUAAACACAGAUGAUUAGUGUUGGAAAAUCUGUUGUUUCGUUUUUUAAUUUUUUUUAUUACCAUUGUAGGCAGACGAGCAUACGG
This is a messenger RNA of Bombyx mori (domestic silkworm), 3942 nucleotides long. It is a transcript of the gene 5-HT2B, whose product is annotated as 5-hydroxytryptamine receptor 2A. Gene Ontology annotation, biological process: chemical synaptic transmission; G protein-coupled receptor signaling pathway, coupled to cyclic nucleotide second messenger. The record is from RefSeq and is a predicted model, not a curated record. Gene Ontology annotation, cellular component: plasma membrane; dendrite. NCBI's taxonomy places the organism in Eukaryota, Metazoa, Arthropoda, Insecta, Lepidoptera, Bombycidae. Gene Ontology annotation, molecular function: neurotransmitter receptor activity; G protein-coupled serotonin receptor activity. The transcript is spliced from 7 exons. The coding region runs from base 110 to 1981 and encodes 623 amino acids.